Molecule: messenger RNA, 1182 nt
Organism: Cantharellus anzutake
Lineage: Eukaryota; Fungi; Basidiomycota; Agaricomycetes; Cantharellales; Hydnaceae
Product: TAP42-like protein
Exons: 6
Coding region: 1-1182 (393 amino acids)
Biological process (GO): regulation of signal transduction; regulation of dephosphorylation
Cellular component (GO): cytosol
Molecular function (GO): protein phosphatase 2A binding
Source: RefSeq, a predicted model, not a curated record
AUGACGACGGUUUCUGACCCUGUGCUUCCCCCUCGACAAGUCGCCUCGCUGUUCCGCAACGCCCUGAAAGCCGGAUCAAGUGCAAGUAAAUACCCCACGCUUGACCCAACAGCACAGGCGAGUACAAAACUCGUCUCUACCUCCAUAGUACACUUUCGUCGGCUCCUUGCUCGUAUACGAGAACUAAACUUGUUCAGUCUCAACGAGACGCUCGAAGAUGUAUCCACGAGAGAUUUAUUGUACAUGCUUGCUCCAUUUGCUUAUGCCGAGAUUCUGGGACAAAUGAAUGCGAGAGAAGUAUCGAAAAGGAAAGACAUUGUCCUUAACAGUGAGACCCAACUCCGAAACUUCAUCAAACUAGUCGAAGGGUACGAAGGCAUCAUCCCACCAGACGAGGCAAAUCUUUCCAAGAAAUCGGGCGCAUUCGCCAUCACCGACCCGUUCAAACGCCGAGAAGUGAAGAUCAAGCAGUGGCAACAAGAGAAGGAGAUCAAAUCUAAGAUCGAGCUAUCCCACUCUGCAGACACACCACAGGAUGAUGAAGCUGGGAACUACGAAGAACCGUAUGAAGAGGAUGGCGUGCGUGAAACGACAUUACUGCUUAUCCGUUUAUUUUAUGGGCAAGCACACACGCAGCUGGAACAACUUGAGAUGGAGGCGCAACUGUUGAAAAGUGCACCCUCAGACGAGGAGUUGGGAGGGGAAGACGAAGAGGGGGAAGGGUCAGGGGAGGAUGACAGAAGGAGAAAGAGGAAUGAAGAGGAGGACGAGACGUGGAAGUUGGAUCCUCCAGUAGCGAGAGGCGGACCGGAUGGGAGGGGGCCAUUGUUGGAUGCUCAAGGGAAGCCGUUGCGUCCAUUCACAAUUGUGUCUUCAUCUUCUCAAGCGGUAGACCGGGCAAGCCUCCAAGAAAAAGUGUUCAGGGCGGAUCAUCGACUACCUACGAUGACGAUCGAUGAGUAUCUCGCAGAGGAGGCAAGACGAGGGAAUAUUAUCAGCGGUGGGGGACAGGCGUCUGCGGAGAAACCUACAACAACUGAACAACUUGAGAUUGAUUCAGAGCAGGAUGGGACGAUCUUUGGGGAUGAGAAGAGUGAGGAGAAGAGGAAGAAGGAUGAAGAGUGGGCGUUGUACACUGAAGAGCAUGCGAAGGGUAGCGGAAACACUAUGAAUCGGGGCUGA